Molecule: messenger RNA, 778 nt
Organism: Hipposideros armiger (great roundleaf bat)
Lineage: Eukaryota; Metazoa; Chordata; Mammalia; Chiroptera; Hipposideridae
Product: disintegrin and metalloproteinase domain-containing protein 28-like
Exons: 8
Coding region: 51-740 (229 amino acids)
Cellular component (GO): plasma membrane
Source: RefSeq, a predicted model, not a curated record
GCAGCCACAGACCAAGCAGCGCACGUCUGUUUGGGUGAGACAGGCAGACCAUGCUCCUAGAAUCACCCAGGAUAUUGCAGGGGCUUCUCCUGGUGGCCACUUUCUUCCUUUCUUCAUUUCCAGUAAAUACUGUAAAGGAACCCCCUGAAGUAAAGAAGUAUGAAGUGGUUUAUCCCAGAAGACUUCACCCACUACAUAAAAGAGAGGUUAAGAAGCCAGAUCAACAGGAAAAAUUUGGAACUGAAUUGAAGUAUGAAAUGACAGUUAAUGGAAAAAUAGCAGUGCUUUAUUUGAAAAAAUCCAAAGAUCUCCUUGCACCAGGCUACACGGAAACACAUUAUAAUUCCACCGGAAAGGAAGUCACCACUAGCCCCCAGAUCAUGGAUCACUGUUAUUACCAAGGACAUAUCAUUAAUGAAAAAGUUUCUGAAGCUAGUAUCAGCACAUGUAGGGGUCUAAGGGGCUACUUCAGUCAGGGAGAUGAAAGGUACUUCAUUGAACCUUUGAGCCCCACAAAUCAGGAUGAGCAGGAACAUGUGCUCUUCAAGCAUGAUCCCAACGAAAAGACUAACAGCAGCUGUGGGAUGGAUGACGUGCUAUGGGCACAUGGAUCUUGGCGGAAUAUGGCCCCACCUGACACAAGUGUGGUCAAAUCAAAAACCCAGAAGGCUUUGGGACAGAAGAAAUACAUAGAAUAUUAUUUGGUCCUGGAUAAUGGUGAGAAAUGCAUUUUAACCUAGUGAGUGUUCUAAACCUGAAGUCCACAUCUGUGAUCUCC